AUGGACGUAUGCAAAGCGAUAACAACUCCCAACACUCUAUGGUCAUUCUGCCCCUCAAUAGCACCUUCGAUUCUUUUCAUUGUCUUGUUUGCCUUGACGUUAAUCACCCACAUUGGGCAAGCCGUCUACUACCGAAAGCCGUACAGUUGGAUCAUCAUCAUGUCUGCUCUGUGGCAGACUUUGACCUAUAUAUUUCGCACCAUAAGCAUACAAAAUCCUGCAAGCUAUGGUAACUACGCCGCCUGGUUUGUUCUGAUCCUUGUGGCACCUCUUUGGACCAACGCUUAUGCUUAUACACUCUUUGGGCGAAUGGUCUGGGCCUACACAGCAACUCAUAAACUGUGGCGGAUCAAAGCUUGGCAGUUUGGGUUCAUCUUUAUUCUUUUGGAUAUUGUCGCAUUUGUUGUACAAGUGGUAGGCGCAGUCCAGGCCACCGGUUCGAAUACAACCGACCAGCAAGUCCUAAACGGCCUGCAUAUAUACAUGGGCGGAGUUGGCCUUCAACUUGUGUUCAUUCUUAUUUUUUGCAUAUAUGCACUGCGAUUCUAUCUUGAAACCCGACAAAGUCCAGAUGCGAGACAAGCCCAAGUCCUAUUCUAUGCUCAAAUUUUGGCCUUAGCUAUGAUUGUCCUCCGCAUUAUUUUUCGCAUAUGCGAGUAUUCUCAGGGCCUGGACAGCAAAAUCCCCAACCACGAGGCAUACCAAUAUUGUCUUGACUCGUUACCUAUGUUUAUUGCACUCGUGGUCUAUAAUGUAGUGCAUCCAGGUCGCAUUAUGCGAGGAAAAUCUAGAGAUAUGCCUUCAUCUGAAUCUUGUGUCUCAUAA
Messenger RNA from Trichoderma atroviride IMI 206040, 825 nucleotides. NCBI's taxonomy places the organism in Eukaryota, Fungi, Ascomycota, Sordariomycetes, Hypocreales, Hypocreaceae. The record is from RefSeq and is a predicted model, not a curated record.